AUGACAAUAUUUAUAGGCAAAAAUUUCACUGUUUAUUACAUUUGCACAAGUUCAACAAAUGAGGCUCUUCCCACCAAUUCCAACCUGCUAAAAAGAAACAUCCAAGUUCAAGAGACCUGCCCAUUGUGCAAACAACAAAAGGAGAAUGAAAGUCACUUAUUUCGUGAUUGUACCAUAUCAGCACGAAUCUGGGCAAGUUUAGGGUUGGGCAUUAGAACAUGUCCCAUCCACUUCAUAUCAAUUGAGGAGUGGGUUAAGAAUUUUCUUAAGUUAUUUUGGAAGGAAGAUGGAGUUAAGUCAUCUCGCACAUCAGAGUUCAUAGCCACUCUUUGGGCUAUUUGGCUCCACAGAAACAACAUCGUCUUCAGAAUUGAAGUUGUCAACCCUUUGGCUAUCGUAGAUACCAAGAUAAUCCUCCUCAAAGAAUUGGACGAGAGUGUCAAAAUUAAAGAAAGAAACUCUUCACUCUCACCCAUUGGCACUAAAAUCGAAGAUAGGGAUCUAAAUUCGCAAGGUAUUCAUUCUAACGAAGACUGCAUAGUCCUAGUUGAUGGUGCUUGGAAGCGCUGUAAACAGAAUCACCCAAGAGCGGGAAUUGGCUGGUCAGCACACUUCAAUAACAUCAAAAUUUUUGAUGGAAAUGCUGCGGUAAUUUCAACGUCUUCUCUACAAACGGAAGCACAUGCGAUUUUGCGCGGGUUACGUGAAGCAAUCAACAAUGGCAUCAACCGUGUCCAUAUCUAUUCAGACAACAAAGAGCUCGUUCAAGCUCUUAACAAACGCCAAUAUCCUUUUGAAGUAGCAACUUUAGCACAUGACAUUCAGGCACUUCGUAAUAAGUUUAUUAGCUGUAAAAUUCAUAAGGUGAGUAGAGAAGUAGUUACCCCUGCCCAUGUACUAGCUACUGCUGCUAGACUAGGUAAAAUUGUCUCUUAA
Beta vulgaris subsp. vulgaris (sugar beet) is the source of this 936-nucleotide messenger RNA. RefSeq lists its product as uncharacterized. Lineage: Eukaryota; Viridiplantae; Streptophyta; Magnoliopsida; Caryophyllales; Amaranthaceae. The record is from RefSeq and is a predicted model, not a curated record. The coding region runs from base 1 to 936 and encodes 311 amino acids. Gene Ontology annotation, molecular function: RNA-DNA hybrid ribonuclease activity; nucleic acid binding. The transcript has a single exon.